CAUUAAAAUGCACUGCAGGAUUUUCUUAAGUUUUACUCUCCUUUCAUGUUGAACAGAGUCAUGAGUGACUUUGAGGAGAGCGACUUCUUUUGGAGGCACUGGAAUUCACCCAAGAAUCGAAAAAUAAAACGGGACUCCAAGAAGGCCACGAAAGACCAAAAACCUGAAAACACUGCAACUAUAAAUGUGAAGAAUGGUAGCCAGAAGAAGAAGAAGAAGAAGAAGAACUCCAAAUUCAAGGAAGCAGUGGAGAAAAUGAAAGAAAAGAAGAAGGAGAAGAAGAAAAAGAAACGUGUAUCACGCUUGGGACUAGACGACAGCUUUCUGUUCACAGGGGGUGAUGAUAAACCUGAUCUCGCUGCCGAGCAUACGAGUUCUGCUUCUUUCAUGGCUGAAGAUUGGAAUACAUGUAGCACCGACAACCUAAAGUCCGACCCCUUGACGCAGGACCCCAUUGCCAAGAAGAAAACCAAAACCAAAAAGAAAGUGGCGUUUGAUCUAUCGCGGCAAGGUUACAUUCGUGUCAAGCGUCCUAAUCUUGCAUCUUCAUUUCUGCAGCUUCCCGAAGAGAAUGAAAUAGCGAAUGGGCAUGAAGUAGCGAGUUGGUCACAUGUUACAAUGACGAGUCAAGACGACAGUCAAGGCACCGCUGAUGACAUAAACAGUCAGGACCUCUUCAUCACUCAGAAGACAUUCAGAGCAACUCGCACCGACACAUCCAGCGGUGAAGUUGAUGACAAACCUUUUACCACAAAUUCCUUAAUGCUCUCCCAGCAAGAUAGGGAUUCACAAAUCCCAGUCACACAGGGAAUGCAGCAAGGAUCAGGCAGAAACAUACAAGAUCCACAGCGGCAAAAAUGGGAAAAGUCCCCACAAGUCCAUUGGUACCCCAACAAGGCAAAAGAUCACCUCGAGGAUCCAUCACGGGACCUCGUCACAGAAGACAAAGAGGGGCUAUGCCCAAAAUUCCAAAAGCCCAGGAGAGGAAAGAUGUCCCUUGAACCUCAAAGGCAGUUAAACCUUAGUGAGAAGAAAAAAGAAUCCAUCACCAUCAAACCAAAGGCAGUGAAUGCUUUCCUGGAAGAACCAGUCAUUGUAAAAAGCUACCUGGAUCUUCCACAGUCAAACACACAUUCUUCUAUUUCAAGCCGGCGAUCGCCUUCUGAGGCAACAUCACCACUUCCCCCAACGUCAACAGCAAGCAUUUCCACGCAGACGGAAAACUUCUUCACGAACGAGCUCUCCUCUUUCCUAAAGUUCUGCCAGAAAAUUAGAGGGAGUGUACACUUUGAGGAUGUGACGCCUCUGGACCUGAGCCUUCCACGCAGUGCCAGAACAGAAUCUGGCAUGUUGCAUUCAGUGAAGACUUCAGUCAUUGAUAUCAGCGACGAUGAAGACAAGCAAGGCAUAAAGAACACAUCAUCUACACUGGAAAAGAUCAGAGCUGCCGAAGAACCCAUCUGGUGUCCGUCGAUCUACUCGGAAAGUAAAGAUGACAACGUAAAAACCGAACCUUGUGGUCAACAUCCUGCAGCCAUCUGCACACGAGGUAAAGCCGAAACAACCCCCAGCCCCCAGUCUGAGUCUGAGCCUAAAGCUACAGACACAAAAACCUCCAGCGAGGACAACGAGCCUCACGGCUGUAGCAGCAGAAUGGACAUCAUCCAGGUGAGAGCAGUGCAGAUGAGACUCAAUGAGAACUUCUUUUUCAAGAACAAAGGAGAACAACAGUCACCCAGAGCAGAGUCUCCUCUGAUGAAACUUGCUCAGGGCAGAGACACGAAAAACAAAAAGUGCCAGUGAGGCUGGAAGAUUUCCGGAGAUUGACAUUCCUCUUUGUCAGCUCGGCAUCAUUAAGUGACUGAAACAGGAGCUUCUGCAGUGAAAGAGCUUCAUAAGCAAUUUAAAUUAACUGUUGGUUUUUAAAAUUCAAUCUUGGCUUUUCAAAGUAAGACGGGAGAAAAAGUGUGAUGUUUGCCACUGUUGGCCCAGAUAGUCCCUUGUUGUUGGGCAACAUACAGUU
This is a messenger RNA of Thalassophryne amazonica, 2023 nucleotides long. RefSeq lists its product as uncharacterized. The transcript has 2 exons. Bases 46 to 1803 code for a protein of 585 amino acids. Lineage: Eukaryota; Metazoa; Chordata; Actinopteri; Batrachoidiformes; Batrachoididae. The record is from RefSeq and is a predicted model, not a curated record.